AUGAAAUUUUUUAUCUUGUACAUAUUUUUUAUUUUAUUUCAAAUAAUACUUUUAGUAAAAGGUAUUGAAGUUAAAUCAUCAACAAUUUUAAAAAAAGAUGUAAAUUUAUUAGGAACAGAUUUAUCAUAUGCAUUAAUUGAUGUCGAAUUUGAUCAAGAAGUAUUCAAGUAUGACUCUUUAUCAUGUCCAAAUUUCGCAUGUAAAGAUAUUCCCGUUAAUAAAAACAUCGAUUGUACAUGUGAUUAUACCGAUGUAAAUGAAUGUCCAAAAAUCAGAGAUCCAACUUGUAAAAAUGUAUGUCCAACGAGUAUAAAUACCAAUACUGCCGGUACUAUACAAGACACAAUAUGCACUGGUUAUAAUUGGACAACUAUUAAAUUGGAGGAAAAUACCAAUACAACCUAUGAAGCAAUUAAUGGAAUACCAUUAUAUUUUAGAAUGAAAGCAAAUUCAUACGAUUGUAAAGGUUUAUAUUUCAAAGUUUUACCAGUCUCUGGAUUUGGUAAAACUUCUAUCAACGGUAGAUCACAUGGAUCGUCAUCGCGUUCAUCAUCGGGUUCAAAACCUGAAAGAAAUAUGUUAUUCAAUAUUUGUCCAUCCGAUAGUUACAGUUUCACAACUGGUAACAUUUUAUCAGUGUUUAGAUCAUGGACAAAUGGUACUUAUUUCAUUGCAGUUAGAGCAAUUAGUGAUAGUUUUAAAUUUCAAAUUCAAACUCAUACAAAUUUCGUACCAACUACACCAAUCACUCCAUAUUGUCAAAGUGCCACAAUAAAUCAUACAUGUAUCAAUCUUGGUCAACUAAAUUCUGGUUCAAUGGCUGAUGCAUCAAAAAAAUUUUACAAUCUUAAUAUUGAUAAAGCUGAUUUCUAUUAUUUUAAUUUCCCAACUUUAUAUCAAAGUACUCAAAUUUUUAUGUCUGAUUAUUAUCAAUAUCCAAAUAAAGUUAAUAAUACUUGGUCAUUAAUUCAAGAUACUGAAAAUAGUCUUGUAUUAUAUUUAGAACCAAAAAAUGAAACUACACCUCAUACAAUUUAUAUAGCAGUAGAAAUGACUUUUGGAUCACAAUUUGUAUUUUCUGUUACAACGCAAGGUACUAAAUAUGCACAUAAAAUUAGUGAUUUCCCAUCAACAUUAUCAGGUGUACUUGAUUUUUUAAAUUCUGCACGUUUGUCAUUACCAAGCGGUCAAGUAUAUACAUCACCCGCUUAUACCUCUAAUGGUAUAUUUUCAACAAUUUAUCCAUUAUUUGAUAUGAACCCAUUGUGGCCAGUAUCUUCACUUUAUAUAGGUUCAUCCUCAUUCUCUUAUUCAAAUAUAUCACAACCAAUCCUAGGUGAUACUAAACCAAAAUCGUUUCAAGUUUCUUUCCUUCUCACAAAAGGUUCUAGUGUUUUUGAAACUUAUGAUACAAUUUCUUCAUCAUCUUUACAAUUUUAUUCAACAUUAUUUGGCGAAGAUCAAAAGCCAAUUAAUUUAAAUGUAACAUUUAAAGAAAGAGAAAUUGAAUGUAAUAAUAAAGAAUUUCAAAAAAUAAUUUCAUUUAUUGGCGAUACAGAAAAUACAUUGUUUAAUGUAUCAGAUAUUGAUGAAUUAAAUAAUUAUAGAUAUCGUUUAGAUUCAUUAACCAUUAGUGAUUCAUGGAUUAGUUGUAGUAAUAAAGCAUUAUCAUUAUUACAAAUGGAAACUGUUAAAAAGGAUAUUUCAACUUAUAUCUGUCCAUACCCAAGUACUGAUGAAAAAUUUAAGACACACCCAUGUUGUUCAAUAGUUGCAAGAUAUGACCAAUGUUGUAAUCCAUCAAUGGUACCAACCGACGUUACACAAUUCAUAUCGGUCAAUAAAAGUUUAGUAAGUGAACAAUGUUCAAGUCUAGAAUGUACUCAAUCAGUAUUAUCAGAUUAUGGUAGUUCAAUAACAGGUAUUGAUGAUUGCGCUGUAUCAUCAAAUGAACUAACUAGAUUGGGAUUAGGACCAAUUACAGUUUUGAGAGAUUGCAAGAGUAAAUUAUUAUCACCAUUUUGUUCAAAUGAUACAGAUUGUAAUGGAUAUGGAAAUGGUAAAUGUAAUUUAUUUUCAAGAACUUGUAUACCAGAUUUUAAUAAAGUCGAUUUUGAAUAUGUAAAAUGUGUACUAUCAAAUUUAUCACCUGGUACAUUAUUCUCAUUGUUGGAAGGUUCAACCAAAGUCAAUGAUGAUGUUGCAGCUAAAGUUUUCAAUAAUCAUCUUUCAACUGAUUGUAUUGGUCAAAAUGAUAUUAAAGAUCGUUCAACUUAUGUUUGGGUAAAUGGUAUAGAUGAUACAUGUUACUCUGCUUUACCUCAUGGUUGCAUUGAUGAAUCAUGUCUUACCUAUCAUGAUGUUUGUCUAGAGGGAGUUUUCGCUGGUUUGUGGGAUUUCAAAAUGAUAUCAAAUGUUGAUGAUUGUAACAACUGGGGUAUUUGUCCAUACUUGUCUUGUAUUGAUAAUACAUACACUGGAAAUGGUGUCACAACAUCAUGUGAAGAUGCUUGCCUAUCAAAAGAUUUUUGUGGUGUCUGUACAAAUGAAGAUACUCAAUGUCAUGUAGUCACCGAGGCUACAGAUCAAACAUCAUGUCAAACUCAAAAUCAAAUUUGUCUUUUACCAAAUGGUGAAUAUGAUUUAACAGCAACAAGCGAAAGCGAUUGUAAUUCUAAAGGUAAAUGUUCAGUACCAUGUGGUUAUGAAUGCUCUUCAAGUUUAGCAAAUAAUCAAGAUAAUUAUUGUGCAUUUAUAGAAGCAGGAAUGAAUAGUGCAAAUUGUGCAGCUUUAAAUAAUCCAGCAGGUACCGCUGAAUGGUCAACAGAGGCAAAUGUUUGUAUAUUAAGAUCUGCAACCACCCAACAACAAUGUUUCACGGCUGGUACAAAUUAUACAUGGAUUGAUUGUUCUUCAAUGUUGGAAGGUGAAUGUCUUGGUCCAAAUUAUGAAUAUGCAAGUUUAUGUUCAUUAAAACCAGUUGAAUGUCAAACUGAACAAGAAUGUUUAACAGCAGGUACUUGUUCUGAUGAAUUUUAUUUCGAACCCAAUGGUCCUUACCCAUUUGGAUAUGGUAAAUGUGUAUUCAAACAUGUCAAUAAUGGAUAUAUUGCAGGUAAAGGCUGUUAUACCUUUCAACAUGAUACACCAAAUGGUUGUUUCAAUAAAAGCUUUACUUUCCCAACAGCUGCCUAUUGUAGUUCUAGUGGUGGUGUAUGGUGGGCCCCAUCUAGAAAUCAGAGUUCAUGUGCAUCACAAAUGGGUUGUAAAAUUUUAGAAUCUGCUGAUUUAGUUAAUAAUUUACCUUACAACUAUUAUUUCAAUGACAUGAGUGAAGAAACAUGUGAAGGUUGUAUAGAUUCAUUCAAUAAAUGGACAAAUAAAUUCCAAUGGAAAGCAGCUACAUGGUUACCAGGUGUUUUAAAGCCAGUAACUUGGAAUACUGCAAAAUCAUUCAUUCCAAAUGAAAAUAGAGAUGUAUUCAAUUAUCAACUCUUUUAUAAUAGUGUCGAUAAAGCAACAAAAACUCAGGUUGCAGAUUUAUUCCGUUCAGAAGCAUAUUGUCGUAUGGAAAGAUUACAAUCAAAUUUGAACUCAAUUACAUGUAGUUGUUCAGGUGAAGGCGGUCCACAAUGUUUCACUGCAUCAACUCCAUUAUUAGGUCAAACUAAACCAUGUGCAGGUGCAAGUUCAUCAUUUUCAUUCGAUUAUGGUAAAAUUCAAUUCACCAAUCGUUCAAUCUCUCAGAAUUGUCAAUAUUGUUCAAUUUCACAAAUUUCAAGAGAAAUCUAUACAUCAGCACAAAAAGAAUCAUUGGCCUCCAAUUUUGUAUCAUAUGAAAAAGCUGAUAAAUAUGGUGUUAAAAACUCUAAAGGUGCAGUCAUUGGUACAUUAUUAGGUGAUGGUAUUAUGAUUAAAUCACAAGAUGGUAUAAAUGAAGCAACCAUUUGUUUGGUGAUUUUUGAGGAAACCAAUGAUAAAUAUACAAAAUAUGAUUUUGCAGUUCAAAUUGAUGAUGAAUCAACUCCAACUCCAAUUCAAUCAAAUAAAUUAUUCACUCAAAUGUCAAAUGGUACUACUACAGGUAAAGAAAAGCAAUUAAUGGUAUGUUCAAUCGUUUCAACUAUUCAAGGUGGAAAUCCAAUUUAUUUCCCAAUUAAUCGUAUGGAUGAAUGGGAAAAUGUAAGUAAACAAGCAUUCGACUCAACAUCAAGAGCAUUAAUGUAUACAUUGGCAGCUUUCUUUUUAGCAGUUGCAUUAUGGGGUAUGGUAGAGUUAACUCUAAUUGUUAUUUCAAGAAUUAAGAAUAGAGGAAAAACAAUUAGAAGAAAUUUCCAAUUAACUCAUCUUUUAAUUGGUGUUGUAACACUAUUUAUCACAAUUAGAGCCAUUUAUUUCUUUAUUAUGCCAAGUGGUAAUUUAUCUGAUAGUCCAAUCGCCGAUUACAUUCUAGUGGUAUUACCAACAUUUAUUUACUUUACAGCAUUUAAUAUUCUUUUAGUACUUUGGUAUGUCAUUGUAUUCUUGGUAUUGAAAAAGAAUAAAUCUGCUGAUAAUCUUACAAAAAGAUUAUUUACAAUUGUAUUUGUAAUCAAUGCAUUCCUCUACCUAUUAUUCAUUGCCAUUGUAUUAGUUUUCCAAUAUACCAAUACCGAUCCAAGUAAUGAUUGUGGUUCACGUAUUGUAAUUUCAGUAGAAAGUUCAACACCACAACGUGUAGUUAGUAUUGUUUAUGCAGCAAUCCAAGCAUUAAUUUCAUUAAUUAUGGGUGCAGCAUUCAUUUACUUGGGUGGCCGUUUAUUCAUUGUUAUGCGUUCAACUAAUAUUAAAAUUGGUUCAAAAUCAAAUCAUCAAAGAAAAAUUUUCAUACUCUCAUUCGUUUGCUCAAUUGGAUUUUUAUUACAUUGUGUAUUUGUAUUGAUUUUAGUAGCAGGAAAUGUAAAUUCAAUGGUAUUCAGUUUCAUUGGUUUGGUUAUCACUGAAAUUAUUCCAGCAUGUAGUAUUUUAUUCUGUUUUGAUCAACGUUCUAAAAAUAAUAAUAUGGAUGGUGGAACAUCAACAAGAGGAAUGAGUGCUAAAAGUGGAAAAGGUGGUAAAAUGACAACUAUCGUUGGUGAUUCUCGUCAAUCAAUUUCAUUAUCUCAUUCUCAAUCAAACUCUGCUUCACCAUCAGAGUUUUAUUCAAAUAAUGGUGAUUAUCCAAAUGAUUCUUCAAUUAAUACACCAAAUAGUAGUAAUCUUAGUGUUAAUAAUAAUAUUAAUAAUAAUAUUAAUAAUAAUAAUAAUAAUAAUAAUAAUAUUAAUAAUCAUGAAAGUGAAAUUAAUUAA
Molecule: messenger RNA, 5328 nt
Organism: Dictyostelium discoideum AX4
Lineage: Eukaryota; Evosea; Eumycetozoa; Dictyosteliales; Dictyosteliaceae
Exons: 4
Coding region: 1-5328 (1775 amino acids)
Source: RefSeq, a predicted model, not a curated record